CUCGUUUCUAUCCAGGACUUCCUCUCCUCCAGAUUUCUGUGUCCCCGGUCCCGUCAAAAUACCCCAGUAAUGUAUCCCGCCGAAAGCAACAGCGAAUCAAAACCCAACAGCAGCACAGAAACAGCAAGCAAAGCAAAGCCUUCCCGUUUCCUAGUUGUAGUUGCCUCUCCCCUCCCGCUAAUCAAAUCCCAGGACCGAAUUAACAAGGGAAAGAGAGACAGCAAGAAGAAAACCCUCCCGUGCAGAUCAGAUCGGCAGAUUGCUUCGAAGCAAACCUUUGACUCCUCGACCGAUCGAGCAAGCAAGCAACUCGACCUACCUAUUUACGGAUCACCACGCGCUCGGACGGAUCGAGCACGGAUCACCUACCUAUUGAUCGAUUUCGUCCGAAGCCUGCGGCUGUGUGCAAGCAUGCUGGAGCUACUGCUGGUGGGGUGCAGCAGCGUGGUGCUGCUCCUCCACGGCGCCAACUUCCUCCUCCGCGCGCUCUUCGCUCGCCGCGGCGCCGUCGCGCGCCCCAUCAGCUUCCUCGGGUUCGUCGCGUGAGGGACCACCGAUCGAUCGAUCGAUCUCGCCAAGGCCGGGGCCGACCGUCCGUCACGAUCCCGCACCGCGCGCGCGCGACGGAUCGGAGCGCGAACAACAUGCCGUGCACCGUACACCGAUCGACCAACCGGCCGUGCCCUUCGAUCUCUCUCUCAUGUGUAUAUAAUCUGUGAAAGACCGACCUGUGCGGGCUCGGUCGUGCGUUGAGCAGUCCAUGUAUGCAUUCAGUAGGUUAGCUAGCAGUAGAAGAAGCAGACUCCUUUCAAAAAAAAAAAAAAACAGAGAGACAAGAAGCAGCAGCAGACUGUAUAGCACUACCAACUUGAUGCAUGAUUGGUUAUUAUUGGUCGAUUUCUCCC
Oryza sativa Japonica Group (Japanese rice) is the source of this 905-nucleotide messenger RNA. Lineage: Eukaryota; Viridiplantae; Streptophyta; Magnoliopsida; Poales; Poaceae. The record is from RefSeq and is a predicted model, not a curated record.